GCGGCCGGGCGGCCGGAGCGGGGCUGGAGCCGGGAAGUUGGGUUCCGGGCGCUGCUCCUGCGGAGGGCGAGGCGGCGGCCGGCGCGGGCCGCUCGGCUGAGCUCAGGUGUCGGCCGCCUCCCGCGCUCGACCCGAAGGGAAUCGCUAGCACACGCGCCCUCCCGCCACUGCCGGCCGGACUCAGACCGCAGACGAGCCCGGCCAGUCCCAGCGGAGGACAGACAGACAGACAGACCGACCGACAGACGGCGCGUCGCCGGGCAGAAAGAGAGGGCGGCGGCUCGGGCGGAGGCGGGUCUCGAACUCCGGCGGCGGCCCCCGGCUCGGGGUCGGGCAUGAGCCCGCGGGGGCCGAGCGGCGCGGGCAGCGGCCUGGCCCAGCCAUCUUGACUGCGCACGGCGGCCCGGAGGAAACUUGCUGCGCCGCCACCUCCCGCGCCCCGCAGAGUCACCGUGGCCGGCGGAGCGAGGGGGGAGCCCGGCGAGUGCAGGACGAUGCGCCGGGGGCCGGCCCCUCUGGUCCGCGGGCGCUGAACUCCGCCGGCGGCCGGCGCAGCGGGCAGCCCAGGAAGGGGAGGGGGUCCCCGGGGACUGCGGACGCGUCCCGAGCCGGGACGAGGUGAUCGGCGGACCCCCGCCGCCCCGCCACCACCCGAGAGGCCGCAGGGCAGUGCGGCCAACCCGCGCCCGCCGCCCCCUCCCGCGGCCCGCUCGCUCGCCCCCCGAGCCCCCGGGCGCAGCAUGGAGUGGGGGUACCUGUUGGAAGUGACCUCGCUGCUGGCCGCCCUGGCGCUGCUGCAGCGCUCCAGCGGCGCGGCGGCCGCCUCGGCCAAGGAGCUGGCGUGCCAGGAGAUCACCGUGCCCCUGUGCAAGGGCAUCGGCUACAACUACACCUACAUGCCCAACCAAUUCAACCACGACACGCAGGACGAGGCGGGCCUGGAGGUGCACCAGUUCUGGCCGCUGGUGGAGAUCCAGUGCUCGCCGGACCUCAAGUUCUUCCUGUGCUCCAUGUACACGCCCAUCUGCCUGGAGGACUACAAGAAGCCGCUGCCGCCCUGCCGCUCGGUGUGCGAGCGCGCCAAGGCCGGCUGCGCGCCGCUCAUGCGCCAGUACGGCUUCGCCUGGCCCGACCGCAUGCGCUGCGACCGGCUGCCGGAGCAGGGCAACCCCGACACGCUGUGCAUGGACUACAACCGCACCGACCUCACCACGGCCGCGCCCAGCCCGCCGCGCCGCCUGCCGCCGCCGCCGCCGCCGCCGCCGCCCGGCGAGCAGCCGCCCUCGGGGAGCGGCCACGGGCGGCCCCCCGGAGCCCGGCCCCCGGCGCGCGGUCGGGGCGGCGGGGGCGGCGGCGGCGAGGCGGGGGCGCCCCCCGCGCGCGGAGGCGGUGGCGGCGGCGGGAAGGCGCGGCCCCCUGGCGGCGGGUCUGCGCCCUGCGAGCCGGGCUGCCAGUGCCGUGCGCCCAUGGUGAGCGUGUCGAGCGAGCGGCACCCGCUGUACAACCGCGUCAAGACGGGCCAGAUCGCCAACUGCGCGCUGCCCUGCCACAACCCCUUCUUCAGCCAGGACGAGCGCGCCUUCACCGUCUUCUGGAUCGGCCUGUGGUCCGUGCUGUGCUUCGUGUCCACCUUCGCCACCGUGUCCACCUUCCUCAUCGACAUGGAGCGCUUCAAGUACCCCGAGCGGCCCAUCAUCUUCCUGUCGGCCUGCUACCUCUUCGUGUCGGUGGGCUACCUGGUGCGGCUGGUGGCGGGCCACGAGAAGGUGGCGUGCAGCGGGGGCGCGCCGGGCGCGGCCGGCGCGGGGGGCGCGGGCGGGGCGGCGGCGGCGGGCGCGGGCGCGGCGGGCGCGGCGGGCGCGGGCGCGGCGGGCGGGCGCGGCGAGUACGAGGAGCUGGGCGGCGUGGAGCAGCACGUGCGCUACGAGACCACCGGGCCGGCGCUGUGCACCGUGGUCUUCCUGCUCGUCUACUUCUUCGGCAUGGCCAGCUCCAUCUGGUGGGUCAUCCUGUCGCUCACGUGGUUCCUGGCGGCGGGCAUGAAGUGGGGCAACGAGGCCAUCGCGGGCUACUCGCAGUACUUCCACCUGGCCGCCUGGCUGGUGCCCAGCGUCAAGUCCAUCGCGGUGCUGGCGCUCAGCUCGGUGGACGGCGACCCGGUGGCGGGCAUCUGCUACGUGGGCAACCAGAGCCUGGACAACCUGCGCGGCUUCGUGCUGGCGCCGCUGGUCAUCUACCUGUUCAUCGGCACCAUGUUCCUGCUGGCCGGCUUCGUGUCGCUCUUCCGCAUCCGCUCGGUCAUCAAGCAGCAGGGCGGCCCCACCAAGACGCACAAGCUGGAGAAGCUCAUGAUCCGCCUGGGGCUGUUCACCGUGCUCUACACCGUGCCCGCCGCUGCGGUGGUGGCCUGCCUCUUCUACGAGCAGCACAACCGGCCGCGCUGGGAGGCCACGCACAACUGCCCGUGCCUGCGGGACCUGCAGCCGGACCAGGCGCGCCGGCCCGACUACGCCGUGUUCAUGCUCAAGUACUUCAUGUGCCUGGUGGUGGGCAUCACCUCGGGCGUGUGGGUCUGGUCGGGCAAGACGCUCGAGUCGUGGCGCGCCCUGUGCACGCGCUGCUGCUGGGCCAGCAAGGGCGCGGCGGCCGGGGGCGCGGCGGCGGGGGGCGCGGGCGGCGGGGGCGCGGGCGGCGGCGGGGGCGCGGGCGGGGGCGCGGGCUCGCUCUACAGCGACGUCAGCACCGGCCUGACGUGGCGCUCGGGCACGGCCAGCUCGGUGUCCUACCCUAAGCACAUGCCAUUGUCCCAGGUCUGAGUGCCAGUGGGGACCCUGGGGUGCCCAGCCUCGCCGCCCCCCCCCCAGUGUUGACUGCGAUUAGCAUGAUAAUGAACUUAAUGGUAUCCAUUAGAUGGGACUUAGAGGACUCGCGCACUCGGAUCAAAGUACCUGGCAUGGGAGGUCCCCCAGCCCCCACCCCCUUUCUUCUGCACCCAGGGCCCGGGAGAGGGAGGAAGGGAGGGAGGGGGAGUGGGCCCUGGGGACCCCCCCCCAGGUCUGGAGCCCGCGCCGGUUGCCGUUGGUGGAGCAUGAAGCCAGAUUGACAAAUUUCACCUGAUCUUGGGGGGGGGUGGGCUGCACUUCUGCCGCCCCCCUUCAUAAACUGAGUCCUGACAGAUCCGUAGAGGGAAGGUGACCUGUUGGGACUGAUUGCACGGUUUCGGUAUUCUUAAGGACCAGGCACAUGCCUUAAGUAAAUAAACAAGAAAUGUCUUAAUUAUCCACCCCACGUAAAUACGGGUUUCUUACAUUAGAGGAUGUAUUUAUAUAAUUAUUUGUUAACUUGUAAAGAAAAAAACAAGCGAGCAAGCAAUGUGUAACAUAUGUACAUAGCCAAAAGAUAUACCGUCUGUACAUUUCUUUUUGUAAAAAGUUUAGAGGCCACCCCUGUAAGAACAAAGUAUAAGUAUUCUAUUUUGUCAAUAAAAUGGCUUUUUUUUUUUUUG
This is a messenger RNA of Erinaceus europaeus (western European hedgehog), 3505 nucleotides long. RefSeq names its product frizzled class receptor 8 (gene FZD8). The transcript has a single exon. The record is from RefSeq and is a predicted model, not a curated record. Lineage: Eukaryota; Metazoa; Chordata; Mammalia; Eulipotyphla; Erinaceidae. Gene Ontology annotation, molecular function: Wnt-protein binding; Wnt receptor activity. Gene Ontology annotation, cellular component: plasma membrane. Bases 741 to 2816 code for a protein of 691 amino acids. Gene Ontology annotation, biological process: canonical Wnt signaling pathway; non-canonical Wnt signaling pathway.